AUGUUUUCAAUUUUGCGUUUUUUGCUUGCUCGCUGUUCUUUUUUUUUUUCUUCCCCCUUACCUCUAUUACCUCGCUCCUUCAUCGGUUACUGUUAUCAUUGUCAUCGUCAUCAUCCACAAAGGAGGAAGCAGUUUCAAUACGUACCACUUUUGACGAACCCGCAUCCGGGGUUGACCGUUGUAGAAAAGAAAGGGGAAAUGGCAACGCUUCGGUUCAACCUCCCAGCGCUCAAUGAGUACCAGUGGCGUAAUUUGUACCUCAAGAAGUACGGCUCGUGUACGUACGGGCCGCCGAUGCCGAAACACGAGUACCGAAUCGACCCAUGUACUGUAGAAUGGCGGCGUAAGAGGGAGCAGGAGGUGUGGAAAAGUACCACAGGUCAGGGAGACGAGAAUAGUCGCAAGCUGGGCGGUGGCGACAUCACCAGCAGGAUGUUACAGACGUCGGAUUAUAUGGAUGCGAGCGACGACGGCCGUAUGGCUGAGUUUUCAGGAACACACAACGGAGAUUCAGAUGGGGAGUCACUCUACAAGGAAGCGAGCACAUAUGACAACCAACUUUUCACGACGGAUAUGUUCGCGUUCCUCAGCUCCGGUGAUAGUGAUUCACAAUCAUCAACCAUGUCAGAAAUGUUCACAUUCUUACCACAGAACGGGUCGCGGAGCUUCCCCACUCGGCUGCCUACAGUCUCAGAAUUUACUGCAGCUGACUCACUAAUUCCAGCUAGAGAAAGUCGGAACACAAAACCGGAAGAUUCAAUUUUGAAGUCCAAUGAUCUCGUUCGACUGCAGCGCGAGACGUGGCAGCUGUUGAUGGAUGACCGCAUAAUGAUGUGGUUUGAGCGUGAGGUCAAGGAGCACGGACGCAUUGCCGCAAAUGUGCAAAAGAAGCUACUUGAAAUCGUCACAAAAAAACCUGACGCUCACAGCGAUGUGACCACAAGAUCGAGCGCCAGUGAAAAAAAGAAGGCACAGGAGCCUCCUGCAGAACUUCCGUUCAGUUACGUGCAUGAAACAAAACCGGAAUCCAGUGAAGAUGAAAAACUGAUGCAAACACUAGAGAAGUUUUCACCCUUCUUUGCUGUUAUUUCGCCCCCUGAAGUACUACAAAGGGUGGCAUCACAAGUCUCGACAUCAAAGGGGGGAGAGGUACUUAGUGGCACCUCCAACACUAUUGGGCUUCCAAUAUUUAGUCAGUACCACACUUGGCGAGAGACCUUUGAAUUUAGACAAACGUGGCGUUUGGCGCCAUUCAGCUUUUUUCUCAUCCACGACAGCAGUUACAACCAUGCGCAGAUAUGUGCACUGUACAUACUGUUAGAUGUAAUCUGCCGAACAUCCCAUACUCACACGGCGGAAUGCGCGAUGAAUGAGCAAAGCCGCCAACUUAUGGCUGAGAGACGGGUACGGCGACGACGGAGUGCCAAGACAGACGACGUGGUGCGAGCACAGUCGUGUCCGUUGGUGCUUAUACAGCAGUUGACGGAGGACAUUCUCCUCGCGUACGAGCAGAGCUCCGCCCGCACAGCAUUGUCUGCGGCACUCCAAGUCUUGCGUUUUUUAACAAAUAUAGUUCUUGAUGCCUGCACCGCAUCUCGUUUCGUAAGUCCCGAAGCACUUCGACGGCAAUGUGGAUUCGAUGGCGACCCUAAUCCCGCCGGCACCACUACGGCGGAAAGUGUUGCAAGUGUCAGUGUGAGCAUCGUGCGCGAUGAUGAGACCUCCUCCCUGCGCCGACGACGACCGCAGCCUUCCCCCCUGAACGAAGUAGCAAGGGGGUUAGGGAUCGCUGAAUGCAGUGUCGAUGGUGAUGACGGGGUCAGGGACCGCCAAGCGCCCACGGAGGACGAAGAAAAUAUGUAUCGAAUGGACAUCAAUAGCUGCAUUGCCUCAAUACCUUUACAGCACCUAAAUGAGUCUAGUUUCGAGCAACUCUUCGAACUGGUUUAUUGGUUUGUGGAUGCUCCAACUGCCAACAGUACAGUUACGGAGAAGGUGACUCAGGGACGAAUCACAUGGGACGCGAAAGCUCCAAGCUCACCGACUGCCACUGCGGGGGGGCCCACAUCUGGAGAGCGCGGCCGAGGUGCCCCAACAUCCCCUGCAGCUGACACGGGUAGCCCCACGAGGCGUGACGGAGCUGGCGCCCAACAACGGGCACAGGACUUCGAGGCCACUGCGUCUGUUGUGGAGGCCAUUGUACGUUUCGAGACAAACAUGACCUUUAACUUGAAUGCGCCAGUGGAUGAUCCCUACUUUUCUCCUCUUGCGGCACAGAGUACGAGAAAAAAUUCAAAGAAAAAAGAAGGUGAACGUCGAGCCGCGAUUCAAGCAACGCCCGCGGCUGCCCCGAACAAUGAGGCAGGGGUGGCAAUAUUUAGAGUGUCACUAACCUUUGUAACGACGUAUAUACGGCUUCACGGCGCAACCUGGUUAAAGGAACUGCUGAAUCGACUUUUCAACAUCCUUCGUCGGGAGAGUGUCCUACUGUACCUGAACGACUCCGACUUCAACAUCAAUCAAGGGCUUUCCGCCCGAAAGAAAAACUCGUCUUUUCUGAGCUGGGGUGCCAAGCGCUUCGCCGCAUACUCUUCGUCUGUGCAAGAUAGCGGCCUCUCAACAUCUUCAGGGGACUGGGAUUCGACGCUGCAGGGAAAAUUGGAGAAGCUUGAGCAACUAAUAUGCCAGGACAUAGGAUAUGUUAUGGGGGAGUUCUUUAGUUCGUUGCAUGGAAAGCGUGCCAUAACGCGCCUUCCGCAGGCAAUAUCUGUCAUGUUAACGGACUAUUGCUCGACUAUUCAUUUACAUCUUCUUAAUCAACGGACACCCAUGGAGUAUUCGCAUGAACCACCCGCGGUGCGUGUGAAGAAGUAUUUGGCAGAAAUGCGUCAAAGGCGCGUAACUGGCGGGUUAGCACUUGGACCCCAGGGAAAGGGGCAAGGAGUCGCGGAGGACACGCUUAUCCACAAUGUGGGAUGCCAUAGAUUGGCGAAAUUUAUCCUUUUUGACUGUUGGAUUUUGCCAGCACUUAACAACGCCGUCGCCUUUGGUUAUCUCCCCGAAGAUGCACCUCAUCACCUUCGGUCAAACGUUAACGCCUUCACGCGUUACCUAAAGAUAAUUGUAAAUGCCCCGUUCGCCAGUAGGUGUCGUCCAGGACCUGCUGCAAGGGAUGUCUCGCAAUUUCCAAGUUGUGGGACGAGGAAGCCUGUGGCAGAAAAGAAACUCCAAGCCUUCGAUGACGUUGCACACGCGUGGCGGUGCAACACUCUGAGGCUCCCGUCCAGGAUUACCGGGAUUUACAAUGCUUGUACAGGUUCCCUCAACCGGUUAACAAGAGACACCACGGCGGAGGAUGAAAAGCCUAACAAACGCCGAGCGGCGGCUUCUACGUCCUUUAGUAAAAUGACGCUGACCAAAGUGAUCACUGGGGACAUGAGCAGCUCCAUCGACCGGGUACGAGAGACAUGGAGCGAGAAAUUCACUGCGCUAGAUACCCUCAAUGCGUUCCUUGACCUGAAUAGUAAUAGUUUAGACUGGGGAGAGGUGCACGAUGACGAUGUAGAUAUGUCGCCGUCACAGAUUUUGAACAUCUUUUGCGACCGCGCCUCAUAUGAUAUCUCAACGAAGAUCGUUGUUUCCGAGUUCACAGUGUCUCCUUCAACGUCAGCGGCAUGUAUCAGUAACAUUUAUUCGCUUAUGUCUGGGCAGCAUUACUUAGUGCGGAACGCGUGUCUCUCCGGUACACUUGUUGGGCGAUUCAAGUCAUCACCCUACCUGGCGUGUCUCAUCGGAGUGCUAACACACCCGUACAUGGCCGUACAAGUGGCAGAAAACGUUCUCCGCAACAGCCGCGCACUCUACAACGCUCUCAUGACGCCCCUAAACGACGAAACACUGCUUUCCAUGAUGUCCUCCCUAGUGUCGGGUAAGAACAAUACGGUUUUAAUGGACACGAAUCAGCUCGUAACGGCGGUGGCGGCUCUUCCCUUUAAGGCGCGACCGGGUUCGGCCGACAGGUCUAAUUCUACCAGUGAGACACCGGAUAUGGCACGGGCCAAGUUAUGGCAGAACACAGCACAAAUUCUGUUGGAAAGGCGGUCGCUUGCCACCACAGGCGCCAGGCAUCCAUCGCAUGUGCUCCGCCGGCUCAUUGCGAAGGUGAGGGCCCCCGCUGAUCCAACAGACGUGUUGAAAAAUACCUCUCUCGCGAUGGAAAAUGAGGUGGGACACGCUCCCCUCUGCUUUGACGCAUGGUGGCGGGCUAUGGUUGUGGCACUCACGGUAAAGGCAAUGAAUGUGAUUGAGGAAAGCAGUGGGGCAAGGGCCAUGCAGUGGGAACAAUGGUGCGAAGUGAAGGUAAAUGACAUGCAGAAGGAGUUCCGUGGACUCUGUGCCUAUUUGUCAAAGCACAAGUCAGCGAAGACAUGUAUUCCCGAGGAUAAGAUAAUGUCGUACUGUCGAGACGGGACCACCACACGGCCAAAACCUGCAAAGCAGGAAAUCAGCCAACCACAGCGGGUGAAAAGUGCCCAAGAGAAACGAAGCGUGUCACGGAGUAAGCAUAGAGCCAAAAAAAAGAAGGCGACGAAGUGA
Messenger RNA from Trypanosoma brucei brucei TREU927, 4596 nucleotides. RefSeq lists its product as hypothetical. NCBI's taxonomy places the organism in Eukaryota, Euglenozoa, Kinetoplastea, Trypanosomatida, Trypanosomatidae. The transcript has a single exon. The record is from RefSeq and is a predicted model, not a curated record. Bases 1 to 4596 code for a protein of 1531 amino acids.